This is a messenger RNA of Lampris incognitus (smalleye Pacific opah), 2088 nucleotides long. RefSeq names its product coiled-coil domain containing 85A, like (gene ccdc85al). Lineage: Eukaryota; Metazoa; Chordata; Actinopteri; Lampriformes; Lampridae. The record is from RefSeq and is a predicted model, not a curated record.
UGGGGUAUUUGCAGGAGAAACACUCUCUUUUCCCUUACAUUCAGUCACUUGCUAGCGAUGAAGCCGCACCUCCUCGAUGCCUUGGAGUGUGCCGAGCCUAGAGGCGGCAGGUAUGAGCAUGAACCGCCCGGUGCCCGCCGUAUCCUUCCCCACUUUUACUUGAAAUUUGGACUUAUUUUGGAUACUGAACCGAGAAAUCGUUUCACGAUAACAGUGUUAAUAGGGUGAUGCAGUGGUAGACAGAGCUUCUUGCCAGUCUGUCUCUCUCUUUAUCGAGCCGGCAUCUUCAGCUGUUGCUUUUGGUGAGAGGAUAAGGAGUCGGGAGCCAAAAAAAAAGAAGAAAAAAAUUGAAAGAUGCGAGAGCUUUUCAAGCAGUAACGAUUUCGAUCCUUCGCGGAUGCGAGCAGAGGCUAUCAACGAGCCUUAUUAUUAUUUUAAGCUCGUUGUCGGAGGAACCGUGCCAAUGGAGAAAGCUACUCCGCCGCCUCAGCCCCAGCCCCAGCCCCAGCUCCAGUUGUCGAUAACAAAGACUGAAAGUCCGGCGGAGGACAUCUCAAACCUGACCGACGAAGAGCUGCUAAAGUGGACUAAAGAGGAUCUGGUGCGGCGGCUGAGGCGGUCCGAGGCGGACAAAAUGAGCGUUAUUCUCGACCGGGAUCUCAUUCGGGAGGUCAAUCGCAGCCUCCAGCUGCACUUAAACGAGAUCAGGGGACUGAAGGAAAUUAACCAGAAGCUGCAGGAAGACAACCGCGAGCUGCGCGACCUGUGCUGCUUUUUGGAUGACGAUCGUCAGAAGGGAAAGCGUGUAUCCAGGGAGUGGCAGCGCCUGGGCCGCUACAGCACCAGCAUCAUGCGCAAAGAGGUGACACUCUACUUGCAGAAGCUGAAGGAGCUGGAGCUGCGGCAGGAGGAGGUCGUCCGGGAGAACCUGGAGCUGAAGGAGCUCUGCCUACUCUUGGAUGAGGAGAAAGGUCUGGCAGGAGUAGGUGGUGUGGGAGGAGGGGGAGGUAUUGUAGGCGUAGGGGUGGGAGGUUGCCGGAGCUCGAUAGACAGCCAGAAUAGUUUACUGCUGGUGCCUGGCACAGGGCUUCUGAUGAGGGACAUGGGCGAUGGGAGCAGCACCUCCAGUGCUGGAAGCGCAGAUAGCUCCGAUCAUCCCCACCAUAAGCAGCCCCACCUAGCCGGGGGAAUCGGUGGAGUUGGUGGUGGUGGGGAGAAACGGAGUCCAGAACUCCUCCAUAAGCCCAGGUGUAGCAGCAUCAGUGGAAUAGGAGGAGGAGGAACUGGAGAAGACCGGGAGGUGUCCAGCCCUGAGCAUCCGGCUGGGCGUCACCGGAGCACCAGCCUGGAGUACCCCUAUGCUCUGCCCCAACCCUGCCGGCCUCGCUGCGGUUCCAUCUCUGUACCUGACCACAGCCGCGUCAUGCGGGGCCUGAGCCCAGAGAAAUAUGGAAGAAACGUUGGCCGACGGAGUCCUGAGCAGCACCCCAAGCACCACAGCUCUGAUCUGCUGCUGGGCCAGAAGCAGCACUAUCUGGGCCAGGGAGGCAGCGGGGAGCUUUAUCAGAGGCACCAAAGGGGCAGCAUCAGCAGCAUUGGCUGUGGAAGCCCUGAGCCCCGACAAGCACACUUAGGGACCCCUGAACACCAUGACAAGAGUUGCAUGAUUCAAGGAGGCAGCCCAGAAACUCACAGGCACCAAUACAGUAUGAGUCCUGACCACAUGAAAUUCAGCAGCCCUGGUAGAGAAGGACAGAGGAGGCCGGCUGGAGAUGAACUAUCACCGCACCAUAGAAGUAUUUACAAUGGCAUGAAUGCUUUGAUAUCAGCUGGCUGCUGCACCAACAACUGCAGAAAUGUCAAGCUCUGGGACAGCUUUGAUGCCUCCUCUUGACCCCACUGUGUCCUAGCUUGGCCAGCCAGGCUCCUUAAUCGGGGGUUGGCUUUACAGCGGUCUGGCCCUCCUGCAUCUCUUGACGAUGAUGGACAAAAAGGCCCUUUGAUACCCUUAUCGUCUCUGGGCGGUCUGUCCCAUCACUACCCAUUCCCAUUGCCCUGAAACAGCCUGCCUCCAUGUUUUCACUUCAA